UGAUAAGCAGAUUAAUUCUUUUAAUUCAUGUCGAAACCGUUUAAUUCGCGCUCCGCAUUGGCAUAAGUCGGGCACACUUAAAAAAUUGUAAUCAGCUGCUAGCUUAACCUUACCUUUUUUUUAUACCAACGAUAGAGAUGAAUACCAUUCCCAUGGUUCCAUUCACGGAAUAGUUGCGUUGAACUAAUUCGCUCUGGAAAAACAACGGCAGCUCCAAAAAAAUCGGAAUCCGUGUAUUUUUCUUGAAAUUUGUUGAAAUCUCUUUAAAAAAUGUCCGGUCAAUACCCCGGUGGAUAUAAUAAUCCUCUAGGGGGUCAUCGGGGCCAAUUUAAUCCCCAACAACAACAGCAGCAACAGAUGAUGAAUCAAAUGCAAGUGUAUGGGCAGGCUGGAGCCGGCAUGAUGCCCCAACAAGGCAACCCAAUACAAGGAAUGGUCGGCGGUGGUGGAGGAAUGAACCCAGUUGGAAUGCAAUCACCCUCUCAUGUACAGCAACAGUUGAUGCAACAACAGCAACAAAUGCAGCUGCAGCAGCAAAUGGGUGGAGUAGGUGGACCACAAAUGGGCAUAGGUGGAAUGGGGCAUGUCGGCUUGGGUAGUGGUGGAGUUCCUCAAGCAUCGCUAGGUGGUGGCAUGAUGCAACAACAACAACCUCAAUUAUCUCCAGCAAUGCAACAGCCGAACGUUGGCAUGCAACAGCAACAACAAGGUUCGCACAUGCAAAAUGUACCAAAUGUUGCAGCAAUGGCCAUGAUGGCUCAGCAGCAACAACAACAGCAGCAGCACCCGCAGGUUCCACAACAGCAGCAGCAACAACAACAGCAGUUACCACAAAUGAUGCAAAACACCGGACAACAGCAGCAACAACAACAACAGCAGCAGCAACAGCCUCAAGCAUCCAAUAACGUGCUUUCCAUACCACAACAACCCCACAAGGAAAUAAACAUAGUAACUUUAUCCCGUGUGGGACAAGAAACCGUACAGGAUAUUACUUCGCGAUUCCAGGAAAUAUUUACCGCUCUUAAAGUCAUACAACCAACACCCAGUCGUGACAGUGGCACGGUGAAAAAAGUCCAAGAACAUUUUCGUACAAUACGUUUGCUGUUUAAACGUAUGCGUUUAAUCUACGAACGUUGUAGUGAUGGUUAUCCGCAAGGUAUGGAGUAUACACAUGUGGAAAGUUUAAUACCAUAUAAAGAUGAGACUGAACAUCGCAAUCUGGAGGCCACACAGUGUGAGGAAUAUCGGAAAGCUUUACAAGAAAACCAAGAGCUCAUCGAUACAGUGAAAUUGAAAAAUCGUCAACUUAGAGAAAUAAUUGAUCGUACACGUAUUAUUGUAUGGGAAAUAAAUACCAUGCUUUCAAUGAGAAGGUCGUAAAUAAAAGAAAUCUUAUAAAUUACCCUAGGUCUAAUGUGAAAGAAUUGUUUAAAUCCCUAUAAUUUAAAUAAACUAUUAUAAAUCGGAAUAAAAA
Molecule: messenger RNA, 1474 nt
Organism: Musca domestica (house fly)
Lineage: Eukaryota; Metazoa; Arthropoda; Insecta; Diptera; Muscidae
Gene: MED30
Product: mediator of RNA polymerase II transcription subunit 30
Exons: 2
Coding region: 271-1380 (369 amino acids)
Biological process (GO): positive regulation of DNA-templated transcription
Cellular component (GO): mediator complex
Molecular function (GO): transcription coregulator activity
Source: RefSeq, a predicted model, not a curated record